CGCCGACCUUCGAUCAGAUAGAUCUCUGCGUAACCAACCAUUCCGUUGUCAAAAUUUUCGGAGUUAUUGAUAUGUCAAAAAUGUCAGUUUAUUUUACAAAUGGGUCAGCAGACUUUCUAUCUUAUCUGAAUGGAUUAGUGUUGUAAACAUAAAAUAAAUACGUAGUUGUCUCAUGUGAUGUGAAUGGCGAAUACUUACGAGCAAAAUAACUUCAAAAAUAUGGCGGAGGCGGUAGCUUUUCAAGAGCAGCAAGAUUGUACUACAUCUACCGUCACUGUGGUGGAGACUGAGGAACAGGUACAACAAGUACCGAGAGUGACCCUCAAAUUAAGAAAGCCUAGGACUGACAGAAAAGUCCAGUGGAGUACCGAAACUGUUGAUAAUGAACAUUUGAAUAAAAAAAAAUCAAAAUGUUGUUGUAUAUUUGAAAAGCCUCGGAAAUUUGGGGAGAGCUCGUCGGACGAAUCCGAAGACGAGUGUGACCACUGUCACGGGCACGUAGAAAGGAAGAAAAGGGACCGGCAGCCCCCCGGUUCUGAUUGUUCAGACGGAGGCGGUUCGGCUACCGUACACCCCGAUUCCAGUCAAACCAUCACUAUCGAUAAUUAGAUAUUUGUUCUCUGAUACAUAUAAAAACCCAAUUCCUACUCAUGAUUGAUUUAUAGAGGGGGCUACCAACAACUUGUCUUUUUUAUUUACUUGAAAUUCGAAAGAAUCUGUUAACUGAUUUUUUUGCUGUUAGAAUUUCUCACAUUCGAAUCAAUUUUAAGUACAUAUUUGUAAUAAAUUAUUAAUUUAGUCUUUUCUGCUGCAGGACUGAUAAAAUUCA
Molecule: messenger RNA, 829 nt
Organism: Anoplophora glabripennis (Asian longhorned beetle)
Lineage: Eukaryota; Metazoa; Arthropoda; Insecta; Coleoptera; Cerambycidae
Product: protein phosphatase 1 regulatory subunit 11
Exons: 3
Coding region: 184-609 (141 amino acids)
Cellular component (GO): nucleus
Molecular function (GO): protein serine/threonine phosphatase inhibitor activity; protein phosphatase 1 binding
Source: RefSeq, a predicted model, not a curated record